This is a messenger RNA of Podarcis muralis (Common wall lizard), 1838 nucleotides long. RefSeq names its product adrenomedullin (gene ADM). Gene Ontology annotation, biological process: regulation of systemic arterial blood pressure; adenylate cyclase-activating G protein-coupled receptor signaling pathway; positive regulation of heart rate. The record is from RefSeq and is a predicted model, not a curated record. Gene Ontology annotation, cellular component: extracellular region. Gene Ontology annotation, molecular function: adrenomedullin receptor binding; hormone activity. Lineage: Eukaryota; Metazoa; Chordata; Lepidosauria; Squamata; Lacertidae.
UUGAGCGCUGAGCAGUCAGUAGAAACUUCAGUGGCGCGCAGGACGGGCUCGGAGCAGAGGAGCUCCUGGGAGGAACUGGGAUACCUUUAUAUUUUGGGGAUUUACCGUCAAGCAAGGAUCCAGUGUGCGCACAGCCGGACUUCAGUGGAUUAUCUUCGCUAUCAGGAUGAAAGUGGUUUCCCUCGCCCUACUCUACCUGGGCUCCGUCUCCUUCUUCGGGGUGGAGGCUGCCAAGCUGGACGUCGCGUCGGACUUCAAGAGAAAGUGGAGCAGCUGGCGAGCCCGGCGGGACGGGCCGGUGCCACCGCUCACCGUGGCGCAGGCGGCAGCCCUCGGAGAAGGCAAGCGCCCCGCAGACAGUCAGGCAGAAGCAGCAGCAGCAGCAGCCGCAGCCGCUGAGCACAGGCCGGCGCUCACCGCGGCCCAGGCGGCUGCCGGAGUGAAGAGGCCCGCGCGCAGCCUGGACAGCCUUCGCGCGAAGCGCAACCAGGUGACCAACAUCCAGAACUGGAGGGAGAUGUGCGGGUUCGGGACGUGCACGGUGCACAACCUCGUGCACAUCAUCCACCACUACAUGGACAAGGACAAGGACGUCUCCGCCCCUCCCCAGAAAUUCGGCCCGCAGGGCUACGGCCGCCGCAGGAGGCGCUCGCUGCUGGACUCCGCCGCCGCCUCCUCCUUCAGCGGGAGAAGCACACGGACAGCGUCCCGCCUGCUGGCCUUGCUGCGGGAAGGCGGCUCGGCUGGGGCCCUGGCCCAGCAGCCCUAGCAAGCGAGGGCCGAGACCUGUUGCCCGAGGGGAGCCUUCGGCGCUCGGCAGGCGGGGAAAGGGGGCUCGCCCACCUUCAGGGAUCCGGAGGCCACCGGCAGGAACGCGGGCGGGGAAGGCGGGCGGCGGCUGAGCCCGCGCUGCGCCUGGAGGGACGGAAGUGGAAUGAUGAAACUGUGCAAAAAAGGACCUUUCCCCUCCCUUGUGUGGUGGUGAGCUUUCGGUGGUGACGGGCUCUUCCCUUCUGCUCCCCGCUUCUCCCCCUCUCCCCCCUUCACACGGCAGGGAACCGGCGACCCGCAAGCCCCUCUCUGGGCAGGGGCUGCUGUCUUAUACUUGAACGGCCUGGCCAGGCGAAGUGCAAUGGACUCGGUGGGCGCGAGCGGCUGAGCAGGAAUGAGUGGCUGGGUGGAUGUUUGCAUGAAAGGAAUGCGCCGUAUUUAAAGAAUUGUCUCCUGUCCUUGUAUUCUUUUUAACUACAGAGUUAUUUUUAUAUGUUAUAUAUAUAUAUAUAACAAUAUAUAUAUUGUGUAUGGGCAUUUUUUUUACUCCGUUAUUUUUUUUAGCAUUGAGAAUGUCAACCUUCGUCUUCAUCCUGGUGGCACCAUAACCAUUUUUCUUUUUGGCGAGGCACAAUGCAUUUCCGCGGGAGGGUUGUGGAGGUAGCAAGAUUUGUCGUACACAAUCUAUUUAUGAAUGAUGGUACAUUUCAUGUUAACGCUCCUAUUCUAAACAAUUUUUCUGUGAAGUCAGUCCUCUUGGUUUCAUUGGGGUUAACUACUAAGCACGCUUAGGACUGCAGCCUUAUUGUAAAUCUCCAGUUUCGGUUAGAACUGGUAUGUGAAAAGUGCCUUUCUGCAACCACAUAGUACAGCAUUGGGGUGCAAACUACUUGGGGUGGGGGCUUGCCCCCUUCUUGUGCCACCUACAGUUUUCAUUUUGUCUUGGUUUGUCUGGUUGUCAUAUUCUUUCCUUGUUUGCCAUGGUUUAUCACAUUCCGGACUGGUAAAAAAAUGUAUCACUGUUCUCUCCGGGGGCAGCAUGUGAAAAUAAAAUAAACAUUAUCACA